Molecule: messenger RNA, 396 nt
Organism: Penicillium verrucosum
Lineage: Eukaryota; Fungi; Ascomycota; Eurotiomycetes; Eurotiales; Aspergillaceae
Exons: 1
Coding region: 1-396 (131 amino acids)
Source: RefSeq, a predicted model, not a curated record
AUGGGACAGAGCAGUGUAUUCGUCAUAUGCGCUGAUUAUCUGGAAGAGGUUGACGAUGAAACCUGGGUCAAAAUAGGCCCUCAGUUGUCGGAGGAUCCAGACAACGAGGAGGCUGACUGGGUCACCGUGGUUCUUCCCGAAGAAAUGGAAUUCACCCAUAGCGACGAAGAUAUCGUGAGGUAUGCCCUUCACCACAUCCAAACCAGACGAGCCAUCGUGAGCGAAGUGGCACUGCAUAACAUGGGAGUGAUUUGUAUCUCGAUCCCUAUUCCAAAGAGUUCUGCUGACACGGCCACAAUCUUGAUUCGUGCCGAGACCGAUGGGAAUAAGUGGCUCGAGUAUAUUCGUGUUGGGAUGGCUAAUCUUGACAGGGAGGUGAUUUUCGGGUGUCAGUAA